AUGUCUCCAAUCACCUUUACCCUGUUUAUCAUCUAUGCCCUGAGUGCCGGUGUCCUCAUCGCAUCAUCUCCAACACCAGGACCCUCAAUACGGGCAGGCGUCAACAUCACCGUCUUCAGCGAUACCGCCUGCGGCCACAGCCCGCAGAACCAUAGCUUCUCUUAUGGUUUCAUGUGGCCUACACCCUUCACCACGCAAUCGUACACGCUCAGCCGAGCACUCUCGUCCGAGGAGCGACUCGACUGGAGCAAUCCCUAUCCCGCCGGCGGCCGUGCGCCGAACCCGGGGGAGAUCCCACAGGCGUGCGGAACGUACCUGCAGACCACGAAUCCGGACUCCGCGAACCCUCACAGCGGUAGUACGCUGCACGCGGGAACUUGUUACUUGAUGGUUGGCGGAGCGGCGACUGAAGACAUUCAAAGGUCCUGUGUCGUGAAUGCCAAAUUCAUGACUCCCAAAGGGUACGGUCCCCAAGGAGCAAAGCCGCUCGAGAUGAGAGCCCGGCCCCAUGACUAUCAGCUCCAAGGCUUGCAAUGGUUGAGCCUACCCAAUCCUGUAGGAAAAAUCCUCGCCAACGACAUGGGUCUCGGCAAAACACUCCAAGCUCUCGCCACUGCUGCCGCACUUCCAAACAGACCCAACGGCGCUCGCCAGGUGCUGGUUGUUGUCCCUUGCCAAGUGCUCCGGAAUCGGUUCAACGAAACGAACAAGGCUGGCCUUCCCUCUCUCAACCGUCCGCCUCCUGGUCCUCCUGCGUCACCCAGCGUAGGCUCGGGUGAGGCUACCAGCAGCUCCAGCACCGACAACGACGGGGGUUCGGGAGACGAGCACGUUUCGGGCGCGUCUUCUGCCCGUACGCCCUCCGGCUCGCCCCCGCCUCCCUCGUGCGGCGACUCGCUCAAUGGGCAUGGCCCUCCCCCUCCUUCUUCGGAGGAUGAAGAUGAAGAGAUCGAGGAUGCAGCGGCUGCUACAUGGGCAGGAGGGCAUGAAACCAACUGA
This is a messenger RNA of Letharia lupina, 999 nucleotides long. RefSeq lists its product as uncharacterized. The record is from RefSeq and is a predicted model, not a curated record. Gene Ontology annotation, molecular function: ATP-dependent chromatin remodeler activity; ATP binding; DNA binding. The transcript is spliced from 3 exons. NCBI's taxonomy places the organism in Eukaryota, Fungi, Ascomycota, Lecanoromycetes, Lecanorales, Parmeliaceae. Bases 1 to 999 code for a protein of 332 amino acids. Gene Ontology annotation, cellular component: nucleus.